Molecule: messenger RNA, 10973 nt
Organism: Tupaia belangeri chinensis (Chinese tree shrew)
Lineage: Eukaryota; Metazoa; Chordata; Mammalia; Scandentia; Tupaiidae
Gene: SETX
Product: senataxin
Exons: 27
Coding region: 334-8367 (2677 amino acids)
Biological process (GO): termination of RNA polymerase II transcription
Cellular component (GO): nuclear body
Molecular function (GO): helicase activity; transcription termination site sequence-specific DNA binding
Source: RefSeq, a predicted model, not a curated record
GCUCGCGACCGCACGUUCGCUUAGGGGGACGCCCCACCGAGCGGAGGACGGGUCUGUUACAGAGACCCGGGACCCAGAACACCUGCCCUUGCCAAGUGCCCCGCUGUCCCCGGGGUGGACGGGACGCCCCUCUGUGGAAGAAGUCCGGUUGCGGUGGACCCUAGUGCAUCUCCUGAGAAAUCGUCGCGCGGGUCCGCGCUUCCUUGUCAGAAAUGUUUUUUCGGGGUCAAAGUCUGGGUAUAUAUGAAUGCAAAUCCUCACUCGUUUGCAAAUAAGCCCAGCAAUCCGGACUGAGAGGAUCACUUCUCUGCAGGCCAUUUGCCCAGGUACAGAAUGAGCACGUGCUGUUGGUGUACACCGGGUGGUACCUCCACCGUUGACUUCCUAAAACGCUAUGCAUCCAAGACCCUACCUAGCGAAUUUCAGACAGCGGAUGAAGACCUGUGCUACUGUUUAGAGUGUGUGGCUGAGUACCACAAAGCAAGAGAUGAAUUGCCAUGUUUGCAUGAGGUUUUAUGGGAAUUAGAAACCUCACGUCUCAUAAAUUACUUUGAAAAGUCCAUGAAGGCAGAAAUUGGAGAUGACGAUGACUUAUAUAUAGUAGACAACAAAGGAGAGACCCAUCUGUUUGAUUUUACUGGCCAAGAUUUUGAAAAUAAACUGCGAGUUCCUCUUCUUGAAAUACUGAAAUAUCCUUACCUGCUUCUGCAUGAGCGUGUCAAUGAAUUAUGUGUUGAAGCAAUUUGUCAGAUGGAACAAGCCAAUUGCUCCUUUCAGGUUUUUGACAAACAUCCAGGGAUCUAUUUGUUUUUGGUCCAUCCCAAUGAAAUGGUUCGGCGUUGGGCUAUCCUGACUGCCAGGAAUCUGGGGAAAGUCGACAGAGAUGAUUAUUACGAUUUACAGGAAGUUUUAACUUGCCUUUUUAAAGUCAUCGAGUUGGGGCUUCUAGAAAGUCCCGACAUUUAUACUUCUUCUGUCCUCGAGAAGGGUAAACUGAUUCUUCUGCCCUCUCACAUGUACGAUACCACCAACUACAAAAACUACUGGUUAGGUAUUUGCAUGUUGCUGACCAUUCUUGAGGAACAAGCCAUGGAUUCGUUAUUGCUGGGCUCAGACAAACAAAAUGACUUUAUGCAAUCAAUACUUCACACCAUGGAGAGGCAGUCGGAUGAUGAUAGUGUGGAUCCUUUUUGGCCAGCAUUACAUUGUUUCAUGGUGAUCCUGGACCGUCUUGGAUCUAAGGUCUGGGGUCAACUUAUUGAUCCUAUUGAGGCAUUUCAAACUAUUAUCAACAACAUGAGCUACAAUAGAGAGAUCCAGAAUAUACGGAGCAGCUCUGCAAGGACCAAGUUAGAACCAGAGUCGUAUUUGGAUGAUAUGGUGACUUGCAGCCAGAUUGUAUACAAUUAUAAUCCUGAAAAGACUAAAAAGGAUUCAGGGUGGAGAUCAGCCAUUUGCCCAGAUUAUUGUCCUAACAUGUAUGAAGAAAUGGAAACAUUAGCCAGUGUACUUCAAUCAGAUAUUGGUCAAGACAUGCGUGUACAUAACAGCACAUUUUUGUGGUUUAUACCUUUUGUUCAGUCCCUGAUGGAUCUCAAGGAUUUGGGUGUGGCUUACAUUGUAGAAGUUAUUCAUCAUCUGCACUCUGAAGUCAAAGACGCCCUUAACCAGACAGAUGCUGUGUGUGACAAAGUCACUGAAUUUUUUCUUUUAAUUUUGGUGUCAGUGAUUGAACUGCAUAGAAAUAAAAAAUGUUUGCAUUUGCUAUGGGUUAGUUCCCAGCAGUGGGUGGAAGCUGUCGUAAAAUGUGCCAAACUUCCUACCACUGCAUUUGCACGAACUUCUGAGAAGUCAUCUGGAAACUCCAAAGGAACAGCAAUGAUAUCAUCCCUGUCGUUGCAUUCAGUGCCGUCUAACUCUGUACAGCUCGCUUGUGUACAGCUGAUUAGAAGUCUCCUUAAAGAAGGUUAUCAGCUUGGGCAGCAAACUCUCUGUAAGCGAUUCUGGGAUAAACUUAACUUAUUCCUUCGAGGAAAUUUAUCUCUAGGCUGGCAGCUGACCAGUCAGGAAACACAUGAGUUACAAACUUGUUUAAAGCAAAUUAUUAGAAACAUAAAAUUCAAAGCACCUCAGUGUAACACUUUCAUGGAUCUGACUCCUGCAGCUAAGACCCCUCCUAUAUCUUACAAUAAAGAAGAAAGUGAACAGAUAGGGAAGAAGAUUAAAAAAGAUGUGUACCACCUGGAAAAUUCCAGCCCAGCAUUUUCUAAAAAACCAAUGAAAGCAGACACACAUCAAAUACAAGGAAGUAUAUCGAUCAAAGCAAAUAAUAUCAUAGAUGAUGAUCACAAGCCAAAUUAUAAAAAGAAUUUGAAACUGGAAGAUCAUUUCACAGCUGAUGCAUGCUUACAGCAGAGUAGUAAAAGCCUUUUUACUGAAAGAGUACAAGAUAAAAUAAGUCCAGGGGAGCAGAAGUCUGUAAAAGAAAAUUCCUCGUAUACACAACAGAAUUAUACCAGAAAUGGUUCAGAAAGGGAACGUGACAGAGAAAUAAUAAUGUCUGCGCAUUUGUUGACUGAUUCUAGUAUUGAUUGUCUGGAAAAAGUGUCCAUAUCAAAUGAAGAUUUCUCUGGAAAGGAUCAUGUUGUUAGUAAAACAUUUAAACCGAAAAGUAAGGCAGAGAAAGAGGAAAUCUGUGCACAGUUAUCACAUGUAAUAAGGAAGCAACGCAAGAAGAACACCGUGGUCAGUAACGCCAUCACUUUAGAGGAAAAUCUGAGUGUACCUGACAGAGAGAAUUUCUAUUCAAGGAAAGAUACAGAAGUUCAGAAAGGAGAUGACUUCAUCCGCAAUUCAUCUUUAAACCCUAAAGGUGUUUUAGAUGAUAAUAAAAAUGGAGAACAAAAAUCCCAAAACAGUUUAUUGCUAAAAAAGAAGCAAUUAAAGACUGAAGAGUUAGGUAUUUUCUCGUCUCAUGAAAACACUUGUCAAAGGCGUGUUGUUGAUGAUAGAGGUUUAGUCUCAUUUAUAGAAAUGACCAAUACUUCAGUGAGAAUGUCUCCUUUAAAAGAUCCCGUGACUGUAGUUGAAUCAAGAGAUGAGGAAGUAAGUAAGAGUACCGGUCUGGUUUCUUCCACCUUGACAAGAGAACAAGUCCCUGGCGUCAGUCCUGGAUCUGACACUUUAACGGAUUCUCAGGUAGACAGAGACCUCCACAAAUUAUCCUUAAUAGCCCAAGCCAGUGUAAUUCAGUUUCCAUCUGAUUCAACUCAGAAAAGCUCAUCCCAGCUGCAAAGAAAAGUAAAAGAUGAUAAAAGACGUUUCACAGCUAACCAGAUUGAUGAUGGAGAUGUCUGUUGUGGACAGGUUAUUAUUAUUUCAGAUUCUGAUGAUGAAGAUGGGGAUGAAAGAAUAGUGGGUUUUGAGAAGGACAUUAAACAGGACAAAAUACACUCUGAGAUCGAAUGUCCAGAGCGGCAUGUGUCAAUAGAUAAUACUCACGUGGAAAAGAAGCUAAUAAAGGAAGAAGAAACAAAAUCCCCUUUUGAGGAUUCUGAGUCUCAGGUUUUUGAGUUUGAAAGUCAAAAGGAGGUGUUUUCUGUUUGGCAAGAUCAUAAACUAGGUAAUAAUUCAGUGCAAGAGAAUCAGAAAGGUCUACAUUUGAAUUAUAAGGCUGAUACCACAAAUGAUUGGGGCUAUAAUAAAGAUUAUGUCUCUGAAAAGGUUAUUAAAAAAGUAGCAGAGGACAUUGAAGAACAUGCAGAACCAGACAGUAGUAUUUCUGUUGAAGAGUUGUGUGAAAUUGAAAUAAAACCUAAGAGAAAACGAUUCGAGAAACCUGUGGCUGAACAUCCUCGAAGGCCUUCAUCUUCUGUCAAAAGUGAGGACCAUUCUGAAGUUCUUAGUGAGAGGGAUCUUACUGAAAAUGAUGUAAAAAGUGUAGACAAAAGUGCCACAACUCCUAGUUCAAGUAUUCAGAGAGCCACUAAAGAAGCGUCACUAAAGAAGUCUACUCCAAAACCUCGUACUUACUCAAAACCUGCUAGAAGAGCCCCACUUUCUAAAACCCCUAAGAAAACACAUUCAGAUUCCAAAAAAGGGCAGAAUAAAAGUCCAAAUUACCUAAGCUGUAGAACAACUCCUGCUGUAGUGCCGCCAAAGAAAUUGCGCCAGUGUCCUGAACCAACUUCAACAGCCGAGAGGCUUGGUCUGAAAAAGGGUCCUCGUAGGGCAUUUGAGUUGUCCCAGAGAUCUUUAGAGUGUUUAGUUCAGUUACGUGACCAUGGCAAAGCGGUUGGAGUAGUUGAUACUCGAAAAAAAGCUAAAUUAAUCUCUCCUCAGGCUCUGUCUGUCAGAAAUAAUAAGGACCUGCUGACAAGUCAAGAUCCUCCGUCACGAAAGCAGUCGAGACCUAAGUCACAGCCGAAGAGACAGAAGCUUUUUAAUUACGAAAGUGUAGAUGCUGCAAGAGCAGGACCACAGCCAGCACCGAAUUCUGACACCUUUGUACCAGAAUCUGAUAGAUCAGAUUAUAAAGGAGAAACUGAAGUGCUUGCCAACAGUAACGGGAAGCAGUUACUAAAAUGUAUGCUUUCUGAGCCGGAGACUGUAAAAGCGAAGUGUGCUGCUCAGGUGACUGAUGAUACUUGCCUUUUGAAGCACUGUGAUUCGAUAGUGUUAAAUGGAACAGUGCCAGCAAAGCAAAUGCUGGGCUCUACUUCCGAGGACCUGGACCCUCUAGGCGGAGGUAAUCUAACGGGACGUCGUUUAGAGGAGGCAACUUUGCAAGAGGGAGAAUCUGAAUCCAACAGCGAUAUGGAGGAUGACAAUUUAUUUUUAACUCAAAAUGAUCCUGAAGAUAUGGAUAUAUGUUCACAAAUGGAUAAAAUCAUUGAAGUAGUUCAUGGAAAAGAUCCAUUUCAGGUAGGAGACUCUGUAAGUCGGCCUCAGUUGGAAUCUUUGAGUGGCAUAAAGUGUAAGUACAAAGAUUGUGUUGAAACUCCGAAAGACCAGGGUGAGUACUGCUCAAGACACUCUGAAGUGAAAGCGGCAGACGAAGAUGUGUUCCGGAAACCUGGUUUACCUCCUUCUGCAUCCAAACCUCAGAGACCUUCCACCACUAAGGUUUUUAGCUCAAGUAGUACUUCCCGAACUGCUAAUCUUUCCAAGUCUCUGGAACAUAUGUCAACACUUCCAUCAGCUCUAAAAAAUAAAUUGAAUGGCGUACAGUCUACUUUGAAAGUCUCACAGCCUGCUUCCCUAGUAUCUCAAAAGCCAGUGGGUGAAGUGAAGAGUCCGUGCAGUGUUCUUCAUCCUCAGACUCCAAGUACUUCGAACAGGCAAGGUUACAAACUUCCAUUUGGUGAAAGCAAAUCCUUCUCAGCCUCUUCUCCAGUAAGCAUUUUGUCAACACAGUCUAUCUCUGAGACCUUUGUUAAAGAGGUCUUAAAAUGGAAGUAUGAGAUGUUUUUGAACUUCGAUCAGUGUGGGCCCCCAGCAAGUCUUUGUCAGUCCAUCUCAAGACCUGUGCCUGUCAGAUUUCAAGAUUGUGGAGAUUAUUUUAAUGUUUUUUUCCCUUUGAUGAUACUGAAUACUUUUGAAACAGUGGCACAGGAAUGGAUCAGCUCUCCAAAUAAGGAGAAUUUCUAUCAGUUGCAUUUACGAAAAUUUCCUGCCGAUUUUAAAAAUUACUGGGAGUUUGUUGUUUACCUGGAGGAAUGUGAACUGGCCAAACAGGUUCAUCCAAAGGAAAAUGAUUUGGUGUUUUUGGUUCCCGAGAGAUUAAAUGGAGAGAAGAAAGAGAGAGAGAGAAAUCACGUCCAAGAUCUCCACGAGUAUCAUUGUGGUUUUGUUCAUAAAUUCCGCCGCACUUCCGUCAUGCGUAAUGGGAAAUCUGAGUGUUCCCUUUCCAUCCAGACUCAAGAUAACUUGGCGGCCAAUUUAAAUGAACUCGUGAAGUGUGUUGUAAUCAGUUCUCUGGUAACUACCCAGAGGAAGUUGAAAGCCAUGUCUCUGUUGAGUGGUCGGAACCAACUGGCCAGAGCUGUGCUGAAUCCAAACCCCAUGGACUUCUGUACAAAGGAUUUACUGACUACAACAUCUGAGAGAAUUAUUGCUUAUUUAAAAGAUUUCAAUGAGGACCAAAAGAAAGCAAUAGAAACUGCAUACGCCAUGGUGAAACACUCACCAUCAGUUGCCAAAAUAUGUUUGAUUCAUGGACCACCUGGAACAGGAAAGUCGAAAACUAUUGUUGGCCUCCUAUACCGCUUGCUGACAGAGAACCAGAGGAGGGGGCAUUCAGAUGAGAAUUCAAAUGCCAAAAUCAAACAGAACCGUGUCCUUGUGUGUGCACCUUCCAAUGCAGCUGUCGAUGAACUUAUGAAAAAAAUUAUCCUCGAAUUCAAGGAAAAAUGUAAAGACAAGAAGAAUCCUUUGGGAAACUGUGGAGAUAUAAAUUUAGUACGACUGGGUCCAGAAAAGUCUAUUAAUAAUGAGGUCCUAAAAUUCAGCUUGGACAGCCAAGUCAACCAUAGGAUGAAGAAAGACUUACCAUCUCAUGUUCAGGAGAUGCAUAAAAGGAAGGAGUUUUUAGAUCAGCAGCUAGAUGAGCUUUCCCGCCAGCGAGCUUUGUGCCGAGGUGGACGAGAAACACAGAGACAAGAAUUAGAUGAAAACAUUGCCAGAGUUUCCAAAGAAAGGCAGGAACUUGCUUCUAAAAUUAAAGAGGUUCAGGGACGCCCACAGAAAACACAGAGUAUCAUCAUCUUAGAGUCCCAUGUUAUCUGCUGCACAUUGAGCACAAGUGGUGGCUUACUGCUUGAGUCUGCUUUUCGUGGGCAAGGGGGUGUCCCCUUCAGUUGUGUGAUCGUUGAUGAGGCUGGACAGUCUUGUGAAGUGGAGACUCUUACCCCACUCAUCCAUCGCUGCAACAAGCUUAUCCUCGUGGGAGACCCUAAGCAGCUCCCUCCCACAGUCAUUUCUAUGAAAGCACAGGAGUAUGGUUAUGACCAGUCAAUGAUGGCUCGCUUCUACAAACUGCUGGAAGAGUACGUGGAGCAGAACACGAUCGGCAGGCUGCCCAUCUUACAGCUGACCGUUCAGUACAGGAUGCACCCAGACAUCUGUCUCUUCCCUUCCACUUACGUGUAUAACAGAAGCUUGAAGACGAACAGAGUGACUGAAACCAAUCGGUGUUCAUCGGAUUGGCCAUUUCAACCUUACCUUGUGUUUGAUGUUGGAGAUGGUUCAGAACGACGGGAUAAUGACUCAUAUGUAAAUGUUCAAGAAAUAAAACUGGUGAUGGAACUAAUUAAACUUAUUAAGGACAAAAGAAGGGAUGUUACUUUCCGGAACAUUGGCAUAAUAACCCAUUACAAGGCUCAGAAGACAAUGAUUCAGAAGGAUUUGGACAAAGAAUUUGAUCGAAAAGGACCUGCAGAAGUAGACACUGUGGAUGCAUUCCAGGGCCGUCAGAAGGACUGCGUCAUCGUUACGUGUGUCAGAGCAAAUGCCACGCAAGGCUCAAUUGGAUUCCUGGCCAGUUUGCAGAGAUUGAAUGUCACCAUUACACGAGCCAAAUACAGCCUCUUCAUCCUUGGACAUUUGAGGACCCUGAUGGAAAACCAGCAUUGGAAUCAUCUGAUUCAGGAUGCUCAGAGGCGCGGGGCCAUCAUUAAGACUUGCGACAGGAACUAUCGACACGAUGCAGUGAAGAUUCUGAAACUCAAGCCCGUGCUCCAGAGGAGUCUGACUCACCCCCCUACCAUGGCUCCAGAGGUGGACAGACCCCAGGGCGGCCUGCCCAGCACCAAGCUCGACAGUGGACUUGCCACAACCUCCUUUGCUGCUUCUCCUUAUCACACACCCUCUGACUUCAAGGAAGCGGCUGUUACUUUUACCUCAAGAGACCCGGAAAGACUUGCUCACGACCAACUGCGGGACCCACGACUGCUUAGGAGAAUGAGCGCGGAGACCAGAGGGGUACUCCCAAGGGAUCCACAGUCCUUGAGCCCCCAGCAUCCUGGAGCAACACCUCCCAUGGGCGAGCCGGGUUUUCCCGUAGGUCACCAGGACCUGGGUGGUGUCGGGCAGCAGUCCCCAGCUGGAGGAGCCGCUCAGCACAGCCACGGACCCCCAGUGCAGUGUGAGCCUCCCGCCGCUGGUGCUGAUGCUUCCACGCGUGAAAGAGAAUGCGUUGACCCAGAAAGGGGGGAGUGCAGUCACAGAAGAGAGACCAGGGCUUCCAGUGAAGGGGAGCGUGGGAGGUGUGACUCUGUGACCCAUCACACAAAGAGGAACUCUGGCUGGGACAGGAGGAGACUGGAGGAGGAACACGGCAGUUCGAAGAAACGAAAGGCUACUGUAUAGUGGAGUGGGGCGGCAGACUGUCAGCCGUGGCACUGUACAGCAAGACGGCCAGCUGACAGGCCCAUCCGGACGAUUGUUCUUUUCGAAGGAAUUUGUGUACUGCUGGAAAGAGGGCAAAUACAUCCUGACCCAGCCUCUGGGCCAUCUUCAGCACUUCUUGUCAGUGCAAAAGUUUUUGGAGAGCGUUUGUGUAUUGGUAAUAAUGUCCUUGAAGUUGGAGACUUAAAAUAAUGGCCUCUUGUUCUGCAGAAAAGGGGGUCAGACUGGAAUGAGUGUUGUAAAAGUUGAAAUGUAUAUUUGUAUAGCAAGUAUCAGAAUCCUUUUAAAAUUUAAUGUAGCAGACAGGUUUUCUUUCCCCAGCUUGAAAUGUUAAUCAUUUUUCAACAGAUCAAACUUUAUACUAAAAAACGGGGGUUUCUGGAGGAGGGCAGUUCUUUUCCGCACUGUUAUAUGGCAAGACAGACUUGUGUACUAGCCGAGGCGAUUCGGAAGAAGCUGAGUUUAGCUCUGGUGGGUCAGAUGUCUCUACUUCUAUUUUAGACAACAACUGGAGUCUCUCGGGGGAAACUUUGGGAUGCAGUUAGAUCGGGUCACGGUGUGCUGGUGUGCGUGUCCAGACGAGCCACCUGGCAAAGGGUAUGAUUCUUCUGUGACAAAUUCAUUUACCUAUUUUAAUAUGCACAUAGCUCUCUAGCUAAAAUUCAUAAUAAUUCUUAAAAUAGAAGAAAACAGAAUGCAGGAAUAAUUCUUGAAUAGUCACUCCGCUGUCUCCAGCGUAUCGUGAGCUUCAUGGAACUGCUGAGUUCCAGACGUGUGGCCAGCUGCCAGACCAGAGCCAGCUCGGCUGUGGGAGACUCACCUUGAGCUGCUUCCUUAAGGCUUGUAGGUGGCCGGGAAUGUCGAGUUUGGGAGAGCCGAGAACGCUGUGUCAGACACCCCACGUAUACUUCUGAUCCCUGGGGAGCCUUUGGGGAAGGCCAGGUCCAGUUUCAGGCAAGGAGAUGCUCUGUAAAACGAAGGCUAGCGAGCUCAUGAGGGCUGCUGACGGGGUUCCCGUGAUGUCCAGAAGCCGUCUGGCCGACGCGGCGCGGAUCCACUGCUGAUGGAGAUCGGGGGGCGUUGUCAGCUGCUGGUAGAGGUGGCUGUGCUUUUGUGAAAGGGAAGUGGCCAUGUCAGUGGAGAAGAGGCUUGGGAGAAGGGAGUGGCCAUGUCAGUGGAGAAGGGAGGGAGCUGCCUGGCUCUGUCGUGUCCAGACGUCCACAGUGAAUGCGCUCGAAGCUCAGCCGGCAGGAGCAGGGACUAGGGGUUUGUAGCGAGUGCUGGCUGGUUUGGGGAAGAAAACAAAGCCCCAAAGAUUAAUGUGCACUGUUGGAAAUUUCUUUAUCGUCUACUUUUUAGGCAAAAAUGGUUUUGUGAGUCCGAAAUUGCCCAGCAGUAGGUUAUAAAGGGCCGUAAAAGAACAGGGUUCCGUUGCCAGAAGUCCGAACGUUCUACUUUAUUGGCUCUGUCAUUCCUCCUGCUGUUCAGACUGCAUGACAGAUGUCAGCUGGAUGCUCCCGAGACCCACAGCAGUCUUCUCAGAGCCAGCGCUCGGUCCCACCCAGCAGCCUGCACCUCCUGCUUGCGGGUGGAGAGAUUUGUCCGCUGGGCAAUGCAGGAAGAUACCAGUGGGGGUCGGGUGAGCUCAGAGGCUGAGCCUCUUCCACGUGCUGUGCUUCGGCAGGAAAUCUCGUCAUUUGAAGUUUGCUUUCUUGUUACCUUGGCUAAGCACUCCCUUCAGCAGAAGCUUCUUGUAGUGUCUGCUUCGAGAACCCCAAACUCUCAGCUUCUCAAGGAGGCAUGACCGUGGGGUCAGGUGUUUCCUCCUCUGUUUACAUUCAUCUUAACACAUGCAUCAAGGUUUCCCCAACACAUGACUCUGCGGCACGCACAUCGCCGUUUUCCUGAGUUCGUUUUGAUGCCCGUCGUUGGGUCCUGCUCACUGGGCUCGCUGCCCACCGGGCGUGGUCCUGGGAGAGCUGCCGCAGCCUCGCCUCUCCCGGCAGGGUGCAGCUGUGCCCGGCGUUCAGUUUGAAACUUUGUUUGUGGUUCCGGUAGGUACGCGUACUGCGGCCCUGCCUCUGAAGGCUGUCACAGAUGGCUGUCGGGUGGCGGCUCAUCUUUUUGCAAAGAAAAUGUAUGGCUCUUUGUUUAGUCCUUGCCGUGGCAUUAGGAGAGUGUCCUGUCUUUCAGUAUUAUUUCAACAUGAGUAUAUUCUGCUUACAAACUUGUUUUGCUUCUUUGUAUGUAAUUUGCCUCGGAAUUAUUGUACACAAUUUGUUUAGUUAUUUUUUGUGAAUUAUCAGGAGCAAAUUUGCUGAUAAGUACAUGUGAAUAGUCUCCUGUAAAUGAGUUUUAUAACAAAAAUGUACUAAACCUUUUUCUAACAUGAGUUGUGCAGAUUGAGUUCGUUGCUGUAGCUCUGGCUCUGCUGUGAAUUCCUAGCUGGGAUUUGGCGAAUAGAAGCCGCGCUGUCUCUGUUAAAGCCUGCGUUUUAAGAAAUAAUGGCAGAACUAAGACUGGAAGUUACGUGUUACUGAAUUAACAUGGGUCAUCUUUUACUCUGC